CCCCAGUCGCAGUCACACUCCUCCCCCAGUCUCCUCGCCCCCCGACCCGAGCCGCCAGGCGGACACACGCGGCUCCCCCGUCCGUCCGUCCAACCAACUACAGUUUUUCCCCCUCGCUCUCCUCCUCCCUCCUCCCCAGACGGUCAGACCUGCGCCAAGCCGCCAAGAGGAGACGGAGCACAGGGCGGGGCAACAGGACAGCGCGGCAAAGCCGAGGGAGCGGGAAGCGAGAGCCGCGCCGGCCGCCUGGUGCGCGGGCGUCUGCCUGUCCUCCACUGGGCCGCGGGCCGCCGGCGCAUGGCGUCGUCGCGGGUGAUGGCGUCGUCGUCCCCGCCGCAGCCCGCCGGGGCCGGAGGAUCCUCCUCGGACCUCGCGCGCUUCAGGAGUGGCAGCGGCAGCGGCAUCGGAUCCAUGAACAUGGACGACAUCAUCCGCAACAUCUACGGCCCGGAGGCCGUCGCCGUCGCCGGCGGGGGCGGGGCGGCGGAGCCCUCGCCCGCCCCGGCGGCCGCGGCCCGGCGGACGUCGGAGGAGGUGUGGAAGGAGAUCUCCGCCGCGGGGGGGCUCUCCGCGCCCGCGCUCCCCCCUCCCCCUCCCGCCGCCGGCGGCGGCUCCGGGGCCAGGGGCGGCGGCCGCGACGCGGCGGAGAUGACCCUGGAGGAUUUCCUGGCGCGGGAUUCCGGCGCCAGGGCCGCCGCGGCGGCGGCGGCGGCGGAGGGGAACAUGGCGCUGGGGUUCCCCGUCCCCGACGGGGAUGCGGCGGGGGCGGGAGCCGGCGCCGGGAGGGGGGCCAGGAAGCGGGCGCUCGUGGAUCCCGCGGACCGCGCGGUGAUGCAGCGCCAGAAGCGCAUGAUCAAGAACCGCGAGUCCGCGGCGAGGUCCAGGGACAGGAAGCAGGCGUAUGUCGCGGAGCUGGAAUCGCAGGUUACGCAGCUCGAGGAGGAGCAAGCAGAACUGUUAACGGAGCAGGAGGAGCGACGCCAGCAGAGGCUUAAGGAGCUGAUGGAAAGGGCAUUUCCAGUCAUAAGGAAAAAACUGUCACGUGAUCUUAGAAGAACCAACUCCAUGGAGUGGUAGAAAAAUGACCCCAAUCCCUGUUUCUCUUCCUUAGAAGUUACAGAGUUUCUAUUUUUUUUUCCUUUUAGAUUUUUGUUUCCCCUAGUUUUCAUUGGCAGCUAUGUAGGAAUAGCAGAAACCAUUUUUAGGUGACAUGAAAUCUGUUUAGGGUUGGGAUUGUGCGUGAUCAAGAAGUCACGCCAUUCAGAAUUUGUCUGUUGUCAGCUUUACUGUUUCCUUAUGAAUGCGGCUGAGUGUUGUACAAACAUGAACGAUAAGAUUUGCUUGAAGGGUGGAAAGUAUCUUCAUUGCAAAGUCAGCUACUUUUACAUA
Molecule: messenger RNA, 1389 nt
Organism: Panicum virgatum (switchgrass)
Lineage: Eukaryota; Viridiplantae; Streptophyta; Magnoliopsida; Poales; Poaceae
Product: bZIP transcription factor 12-like
Exons: 4
Coding region: 298-1077 (259 amino acids)
Biological process (GO): positive regulation of DNA-templated transcription
Cellular component (GO): nucleus
Molecular function (GO): DNA-binding transcription factor activity
Source: RefSeq, a predicted model, not a curated record